Messenger RNA from Crotalus tigris (Tiger rattlesnake), 8354 nucleotides. It is a transcript of the gene TET2, whose product is annotated as tet methylcytosine dioxygenase 2. Lineage: Eukaryota; Metazoa; Chordata; Lepidosauria; Squamata; Viperidae. The record is from RefSeq and is a predicted model, not a curated record. Gene Ontology annotation, biological process: positive regulation of transcription by RNA polymerase II; oxidative demethylation; myeloid cell differentiation. The coding region runs from base 816 to 6590 and encodes 1924 amino acids. Gene Ontology annotation, cellular component: nucleus. The transcript has 10 exons. Gene Ontology annotation, molecular function: DNA 5-methylcytosine dioxygenase activity.
UGUAGGGCGGGGCUUGCGAGUGGGAUGACGCUUGGCAGCGAGCCAUUGUGAAAGCUUCCUUCUGCUUAAAGGGAGCGAGGAUGCGUGUGUCCCCAGCACCCCUCCCGCCCACCAGGAAACAACAUCUGUUAGGAAUGACAGCUCCUUGUUUUGAGCCCUUUGUUUGCAACUGUCUCCCGCGGCUGGAGCUCCAGCCAGCACUCGUUUUCGGAGACCGGUCUCUUCCCUGGUGUUUCUCCCUUUCCAAGCUAUUUCUCCGCCCUAAAGUUUGCAAAGUCCGCAGCUUUGCGGACUUUGCAACCUUCGCCCCCAAUACUAGAGAGUCUACUGUGCACCCUGGACGGGCAAGUUUGUGAAAUAAUUCCCAUCCCCAUAAAAAGAUUUUCCGGGAAGCAGUUCUUGGCUUUUCCUGGGUAGGCCCAGCAGAAGGGGCUUCCCCCCCCCAGGAGACAGUUGUGGUGGCCGGCCUCUCGCCCGCCCCGGAGCCGGCAGAAGCGGCGGGUCGUCCCCUUCCACCUCUCCCUCCUCUUCCCGGUGGGUCUGGGAACUCGUUCGCAUGGCAGUCACGUCCGGCAGUGGGAUCGUCGCUGGGGCUUCAUCGAGUGAUGAGAGAACAGACGUCAAAACGGCCUUAUGAAUAUUGAUGCGGAGGCAAGGCUGCUUUCGUAAAGGAGCAGAAGGAAGCAAGAUGGCUGCCCUUUAGGAUUGGAUCGAAGGCAGGCAAGAUUGCUUUGGCUGGAGUCGACGAGGCGGAGGGACUGCCGAAGGAGAUCCAGUAAGAGGAUAACCUCGUGGAUGGCUCUACAGUAAGCCAGAUGGAACAGGAUAGAACUAAUCAUGAUGAAGGCAAUAGUUUAAAUCCUUUUUUAAUUCCACAUUCUUCUCGUGUUUGCCAAGCAGAGCCUUUGUCAGUGAAGCUGCAUAAUGGAAACACAUCAGCAGAAAAGAUCUACAAUGAACUGAAUGGCAACCAUAUGUGGCUGCAUGGGAAGGCCAGUUAUGGAAUGCAGCAUCCUGCAAAAAGGAAUGAGAGUAGUCGGAUAAGUCCUGACCUUCUUCAGCAAAAGAAACAUUGCAGCGGGUAUUUGCAAAAUGGUGGGAUAAAACGCACUUUUAGUGAUCCUUCUUUGUACGGACUUCACCAGAACAAGAAGCGUAAACAAGAUGAAGAAGCAAAAAGCUCAUUCGCUGUCAGCAACCAAGCAGGUGCUUCUAAUUCAUGCAAUGAGAAGAAUGUUGUGGAUUUUGGAACAGAACAAAAUACAGCUUCAGUUCUUAUACAGUCUUUAAGAUGCAACUCUGGUGCUUCAAAAUCUUCUCCAGCUCCCCAGAUUCAGAAUGAACAAGGGGGUGAAAAUAGUAACUGCCACAACAGGGACUUUGACAUGGCAUAUAAGAACAAGGCAGCUACAAUGCCUAAUGGUGCUAUAGUUUCUGCCUCUUCCAUGAGAGACAUGCAUGGUGAAUUCCUGGAAAAAAAAGUGUCUCAGUAUAAUCCAGAACAUGUUUUCAGUGGAAUGCAGACAACUACAUCUUUUACAAAUGCCAUAAACACUCGGGCUAGUAAUGUGUUGACAUGUGGCACAUCACAUUUACUGCAUACCUCAGGGCAGAUAAGUUCCGCUCAAACCUCAAACUCUGAGCUGCCUCAGGUACUGGCUUCUGUAGCUACUGAAGUCCAAAAUAUAGAAAACUCCAGUAAAAGAUCGAUUUUACAAGCAAGCUCCAAUUUUCAUCAUUCGGAAGUAAUGAACUCAGAGCAGCAAAAGUCAGAAAAUACCUACCAGUCACCUACAAACAACCAUGAAGUUUCAGAAAACACAGGGCAGGUUCCCAGUCAGGAUUUCUCACUCAAUCCUAACAACAAUCUGAAGACUCAUAGUAGCUCAGAGAUUUUGUCACAACCAAGAGAAGAAACUGGUGCUUCCUUCCAACAAGAUCCCGUGUUCAGGAAUGGUUCUUUUAAUCUACCCCCUAUUGCACUACCUUCUCCUGGGCAGGAAAUAAGAAGUGUGCUCUCCAUUGAGGCUUCAGAAGAUCCUAGUAAUAUUUUCAAUUUGACAGAAGAAAAUAAUAGAGGGCAAGCACAUCAUCAGAGAGAACAUGCAAAAACAAUUUCUAGCUUUUGCCAACAAACUCUUAGUUCUCAACAGGGUCAUCAAUACAAAAUUCAGGUUUCACAAGCAACUGGGAAUAAAACAGAUAUAGAUCUCAGUACAGUGAUAUUGGGUAUGAAGCAGCAAGAUCCUAGUGAAAUUCAAUCCAAACUGGAGUCUAAAAUUCAGGAUCCACAAAGAUUAGGAACCAAUAAAGAAUUGCAACAUUUUCCACAUCUUCUGAAUCAGGUUAAUCAGCAGACUUCUCUUGAUAAUGAAAAAGGUCUGGUGAAAAAUCACUUGGAGCAGUCACAAACCCACUCACAAGCUACUUGGAUGAGAAUGACUUCUUCUCCCUUUCACCCCAGUGAUUCUUCUCCAAAAUCAAAUGAAACACUUUUGAGGACCAUGCUUCAACUCCAGACAAAUUCAACUGAGCCGACACAUCCAAAACAAUAUAUUAGAGGUUCCAAUGAAUCAAAAGGAGUCACAGGGCAAUCUUGCUACCAGAACAUUACAGACAGUGAACAAAUACCAGCAUUAUUUAAAAGGGAGGCAACACAACCGCCUCAUCAUUUUACUCCUGAUUUGCAAAUUCCAUUUGAAAAGCACUCACCACAAUCCAAAAGGAUGAAUAAUCAGCAACAAAAUUCAACUCACUUUCACCUUCAAUCACAAUCUGAACUCCACCUUGAACAGACUUUGGAGGCACAGUUAAAGCCUCAGCAUUCAGAUCUUCCAUUUGAGGAUGACCAAUUUAUACAUUCACAAAUUUUGCCCCCAAUACUCCAGACUCAGCCAAUACAACCACCACAGAAUUCACAAGUAACAAUGAACUCUCCACAACAAAUAAAAACCACAAAAUUGUCCCAAAUCUUUCCCCAGUCAAGCAACAGCCAAGAAGAGCAAGGGGAAAGAACGUCCUUAAAUCAUCUUAAAUUAGAAGAGUGCUUUGAAGUAGCAAGUAAUUACUUCAAAUCAGUUGAGUUCCCAAUACAAAUUCCCCAGACCAGAGUGGACCAUAUUUCAAAUACAGCCAACAAAAACUCCCAUUAUAACCAGACAAAUAAUGUAAUGAAACAUUCCUGUGCAAACAACAUGCACUUGGUUUCUGAGAAAAAGGAAGAUACCUUAAUUCAAAAUAUAUCUCGCAACUUGCAGCACAUGGAAUAUUAUCCAAAUAGUGUAACUCCUAAACAAGAUCUGUCCCAGGGCUUUCAGGAACAAAAACCUCCAUCUCCACCAACUUCAUUUAUACAGGUGCCCUUCCAGCAAACCCAAGAAUAUUCUAACAUGACUACCAACGUGGAUAACUCACAAGCUAGUCAGAUUCAACAAAAUUACUCACCCUAUAAUCAGCAAGCAGCAUCCCAUGCAAUAGAUCAGAGCCAUGGUCACUAUCUUCCCUCACAACCUCACAAAGAGUUUCAAAAGCAUGCUGCUAUUAGAUGGCAUAUUUUGAAUAAACAAGCUAACCAAAAUAAAUCUGUGUCAUGUCAAGCUAUGGGCUUCAAAUCUAUCAAAACUGAAACUGGCACAAAGGUGAAUGCUUGCCUUCCUCUACCGGUUGGACAGUUGGAAAACAAACCAUGGAAGAAAACAAUUAAACAAGAGGUUCAGCACUUUGGUUGUGAGAACAUGCAACAAAAGAGUAUAAUUGAAACCAUGGAGCAGCAGUUGAAACAGAUUCAGGUCAAAACACCUUUUGAUCACAAGUCCCUUACUAUCAAAUCGCCCAAACAUGUGAAAAUUGAGGCUGCAGGACCCGUUACUAUUCUGACAAGGGAUUCUAAUGGUGCAGAUUUCAACAGCCAUGACAUCUCUUUAGAUCAACAAGCCAUUCAUUCUAAUGAAAAAACACCAACCAAAAGAAGUGCUGGAACCAUGCUCAAUAAUUUCUUAGAGUCGCCUUCUUCAUUACUAGAUACACCUUUAAAAAACUUGCUGGAUACACCUGUCAAAACUCAGUAUGAUUUUCCUUCAUGUAGCUGUGUGGAACAGAUAAUUGAAAAAGACGAGGGGCCUUUCUAUACUCACCUAGGAGCUGGUCCUAAUGUCGCUGCUAUUAGAGAAAUAAUGGAAGAAAGAUAUGGACAAAAGGGCAAAGCCAUAAGAAUAGAAAAAAUUGUCUACACAGGGAAAGAAGGCAGAAGUGCUCAAGGAUGCCCUAUAGCUAAAUGGGUGAUUCGUCGAAGUGGAACUGAAGAAAAACUUCUUUGUUUAGUGCGAGAACGUGCAGGCCACAGUUGUGAAACAGCUGUGAUAGUUGUACUUAUCUUAGUGUGGGAAGGCAUAUCUCAGAGCCUAGCAGACAAGCUGUACUCUGAAUUGUCUGACACUUUAAUGAAGUACGGCACACUCACAAACCGGCGGUGUGCACUCAAUGAAGAACGAACCUGUGCGUGCCAAGGUCUAGAUCCUGAGACUUGUGGUGCUUCUUUUUCUUUUGGUUGUUCAUGGAGUAUGUACUAUAAUGGUUGCAAAUUUGCCAGAAGCAAGAUUCCAAGAAAGUUUAAACUAUUAGGCGAUGAUCCAAAAGAGGAAGAAAAGCUAGAAUCCAAUCUGCAAACUUUGUCAACUCUGAUGGCACCCACUUACAAGAAACUAGCACCUGAUGCAUAUAGCAACCAGAUUGAAUAUGAACACAGAGCUCCUGAAUGUCGUCUGGGUUUAAAAGAAGGUCGUCCAUUCUCAGGGGUCACUGCCUGCCUGGAUUUUUGUGCUCAUUCUCAUAGAGACCUACACAAUAUGCAGAAUGGUAGUACAUUGGUCUGCACACUAACCAGAGAAGACAAUCGUGAAAUUGGCCAAACACCAGAAGAUGAACAAUUGCAUGUGCUACCCUUGUAUAAAAUAUCCAGUGUAGAUGAAUUUGGAAGCACAGAAGGCCAGGAAGAAAAAAAGCGAAAUGGUAGCAUCCAGGUUCUUAGUUCUUUUCGACGAAAAGUAAGGAUGCUGGCUGAACCUGUGAAAACCUGUCGGCAAAAAAAGUUGGAAGCCAAGAAAGCAGCAACAGAGAAGCUGGCCUCCAUGGAGAAUGGGCCUAACAAACAUGAGAGAGAAAAAUCAGCCUCAGCACGUCAAAAGCAGCUCAAUGCAGAAGUGCCAGCUCAUGGCAAGCGAUUAGCAGAUCUUUUGCAUCUUUCUGGACCAGCUGUGCCACAACAGCAACUUUACCAACAUCCAUGCCAGGCUUUCUCUUCUAAACAUCAGUCAAACCAUGGCAAUUUAUACUCUGCUUCUGAUUCUACCAAUCUCUAUAUGAGUCUAUCUAAUCCAGCUAAUUCAUAUUCAAACUGUACACAUCCUUCCAAUCCUUAUGGAGGAUCCAAUCCAAUGAAUAUCUACCAGACUUCAUCACAACCUACAGGAACUUAUUUGAAUUCUUCCGGCCUCAUAAAUCCCUAUUCUAUUCAUUUAGGUCAAAAUAACCAGUAUCCUCAUUAUCCAUGCAAUGGAAGCUUAUCAAUAGACAAUUGUUCUUAUUACAAUUCCUAUUCUGCUCAAACUCAGCAUAUGGACUUGUUUAGGUAUCAGAGCCAAGAUUCUCUGUCUAAACUAAGUCUACCUCCAAUACAUACAUUGUAUCAGCAUAGGAUUGGAAAUAAUCAGAACUUUGGGCACAGGUACUUGAAUUAUGGAAACCAAAAUGUUCCAGUAGAUGCUUUUAACAAAUGCGCCUUUAGACCAAAUGUUCAUCAUGCAGGUUCUUUCCCACCUUACUCCCAGCAUGAGACUGAUAAUCCUUUUAUGGACAUCACCUCCAGGCUGAAAUCUAAUCUAAAUCCAGGUGUGGAUUUUAUGAAUAAAAAUGGUGAUCAUCUGUAUCCCCCACCACACCUUACCCAUGACUAUCAUAGUAUGUUCAAUGGCUCUUCUCAUUCACUCCAUCUCCAGAACAAGAAUAGUCAGGUAGCUAAUGGGUUGUCAAACCUCUUUCCAGAUUUUAACCAUAACAGAACAGCUUCUGAAGUAGGUGCAAAUAAAACAGAGGUGCUCAAUGCAGAGGAUCCUGAUGAUGUCUGGUCAGACAAUGAGCAAAGUUUUCUGGAUCCAGAAAUAGGUGGUGUUGCAGUGGCCCCAUCCCAUGGAUCAAUCCUCAUAGAGUGUGCUAAACGUGAACUCCACGCUACAACCCCAUUGAAAAAUCCUAACAGGAAUCACCCUACAAGGAUAUCACUUGUCUUCUAUCAACACAAAAGUAUGAAUGAGCCAAAGCAUGGUCUGGCUUUGUGGGAGGCAAAAAUGGCUGAGAAGGCAAGAGAAAAAGAAGAAGACUGUGAAAAGUAUGGUCCAGAUUAUGUGCCUCAGAAAGUACAUGGCAAAAAAGUAAAACGGGAGCCUGCUGAAUUAAACGAGAACCUGGAACCAACCUAUUUUAGAUUUAUCAGGUCCCUUGCACAAAGGACGAUGUCUCUUACCACAAAUUCCACAGUAACCACAUCUCCAUAUGCCUUUACACGGGUUACAGGGCCUUAUAACAGAUAUAUAUAAAAGUCACAUCUUUGUUUAUUACCUCAUCCUUUAAAAAAAAUCCUCCUAUAUUAGAUAGUAUCAGAGCAAGAUACAGUAUUUUUCUUUUUCAUUUGUCAUUGAGGAAAUCUUCUCCAUCCCAGCAAAAUAAGUAAUUUUACCACUGCAUACAUAUGGAGAGCUGUCAAAAGUAACAAUCUGAAAUUAAAACCAAAGUAUCCUAUGCAAAAUUAAGAAGACAUAACCAGUUAGGACUGAAAUACUGCUAUUACUACUGGUAAAAAGAAUGACCAUAAUUUUAAAAUUGUAUAUCUAUAACCAUUGUUUUCAAGAGCAGAUUAAGCAAGGGAAUGUUUUUGUUUUUAGUAGUGAAAACUCUGUAGUCUUUCUUCUGCAGAACAUUUAAGAUUCUGCUCGGUGCUCAACUGAUGCUAUACUGAACUGGUUACUGGAAAUGUAGCUUUUUAGCAUAGAACAUUUUGUUUGUUUUUGUUUGGCUUUAUUUUGUUUUGGCUAUAAUUUUAAUAUAAAUUGAUAAUAAUCAGGAUAGCUACACUUAUAACAAAAGCACUGAAUUUGUUUUGGCUAUUCUAAAACAUGGUGCUGUAUACAAAAAUGGUGUCUACUGCAGCAUUUAGAUAAGUUUUAAUGUCUUUUAUUAGCACUAGAUAAGGUAAAAACAGAUCCUGCUCUCUUUAAUCUGUAAACAAAACCUUUACAUUUGUGUUGACAUCGAGUUAAUCUGAAUUUUUUAAAAAACAAAUCAGCUACAACUCAUUGUUUAAGCAUGGGUGUCCAACCUUUUGGCUUGCCUGGGUCGUAUCAAGUGAAAAGGAAUUGGUUUCAACUGCAUAUAAAAUAUAUAAUAUAGUUAUUGUGUAUAAAUCACAUAAUGUUAAAUGUUUACAAUCCUGUGGAGGCACAUUACUAGCUGUCCAGCCACGAGUUGGACACACUUGUUUUAAAGCAUGAAAAUCUGGAUGAAACAAGGGCAAGAGCCAACAAAGCUAUCAUAUGAGUACUGCAGGCGGAAUGUGUCACUGUGCCAGUGGCAGCUAGAACAACAAAAGCAAUAAAGGCAGCUUUUGAGAAAUAUUUUCCCGGUAACUUAAUACCCCAUAGAAUUGUAAAUCAGAAAAGAAACUGGUCUUCUUUUGUUUGCAUAAAGCUAUUGAAGAUAACAAUUUUAUCUUGAUUAUCAAGAAAAUGCAAGUAAGGCUUUCAUGCCGCAGGCCUGAAUACUCAUUCUGCUACUUCUCCAAGCGAAAUAAGCUUUGUUAGAUCUCACUAAAAUUCGUUCAUUUGGCAAAGAUCUGAUUAAGAGCAGCAAACAAUAGAAAAAUAUUUUGUGAAUGGUGCUUGAAGAACUCUUUGGGCUGCCACUGAUGAACAUUAAUCUGGGUGCUAAAACUCCCCAAACAUUUACUGUAACAUUAAAAGAAACUUAUUUGAAGAAAUGCAUUUAGUAUAUACAUAUUAAAUUCAUGUAUUACCCAGUAUCACUGGGAGUCAGGUAACAUACAUUUAAUAACUUAUUGUUAUGAUGAUUAUUAAGAGUAAUCUGCAGUUAGAAUUGUAGUCUAAGAUUGGUGAAAAAUUAAUUCAAGACUUAAUGAUGAACUCAAGAAUUAUUAAGAUAGUACCUAAGGAUAUAGACCAGGACUUCUCAACCAGUGGUAUGGGUACCACCUGUGGUACAUUGCCACCUGGCAGGUGGUACGCAACCAUCCUACAAAAGUGGUAGCAGGGGAGGGGAAUGAGCUGAACUGGUGGCAGCACCGCACA